AAAUCCCCAAAUCAACGCCACGAACCCUUCUCCUCGCCGUCGACCUCGCCGCGCCUCCGCCGCGGCUCCCCUCCCCGAUCCCGCGACCGCACUGAGCCCGACCGGGCCCCAUCUCGCGCCGGGCGAAGAAGAUGCACCUGUGGCCGUCGCUCCGGAUCCGGGACUCGUUCAAGCACGGCUACCUGCAGAAGCUGGAGCUCAACCUCAGCCACAUGAAGCGCGCGCAACGGCAGGGGCAGGGGCAGCAGGGUGGGGACCAGGAAGACCAGGCCAGCGACGGGAAGGCGCCUCUGCUCCAGGACCGCUCGCCGUCGGGGUCCGUUCUGGCCGGCGCGUUCGAGCUCGCCUGGGACGCCGUCUUGCUCUUCACUUGCUGCUGCUGCUGCUUCUGCUGUGGAGCUUGUAGCGAUGAGGAGGAUUACCCAACUGCUCGCUGAGAAGCGCCUUCAGUAGCCUGAUAAUUCAACACAACAGGGAAAAAACCAGAUAAUUUAGGGAACUGUAGUGAAUUGUAGCCAAAUAUUUUCUGGCUGAUGUGUACAUAUGGUUUCCUGUUGCUCCUUGAUGCGGCCAAUAGUUGUCGCUGAAAAAUCGGAGGAAAAAUACCCUUCGAUUUCUUUAUCUAGUAGAACCCGUUCUGUAGGCUUGUUCGCCAUGUAAUCAGUUGUAUCUGUGUUCAGUAUGUUUGCAAUUGCUGUUCUUAGCUUUAUCUGUGGGUGAUUGCCUUCACCUUCACCCUCCUGAUUUGCGCGAGGACAUUUUUGCA
This is a messenger RNA of Panicum virgatum (switchgrass), 766 nucleotides long. RefSeq lists its product as uncharacterized. The record is from RefSeq and is a predicted model, not a curated record. Lineage: Eukaryota; Viridiplantae; Streptophyta; Magnoliopsida; Poales; Poaceae. The coding region runs from base 132 to 437 and encodes 101 amino acids. The transcript is spliced from 2 exons.